GUAUACUAUAGAGCAUCAAAUUUGAACCUUGUUUGUGAGUUCUCAUUUUUCAGUGAUUCACUUCACAGAGAUAUAGAGAGAAGCAACUCUCACGAUUCCAACUACAUAGCAAUCAUUCAUAUUAUUUUUCCAUCGAUGCUGCUUCACGUUUUCAAUCAACUCAAGGUUUGACCAAUAACAACAACAACAAAAUCAAAUCUCUUUUUAAUUUUAUUGUUGUUUGAUCUCUAUCUUAAUCCCUCUAUCCACAUCUUUUUAGGGUUAGAGUUUAGAGAUCGCUAGGGUUUCUCUCUUUUCUAACAUCCCUUUUUCCAAUUUAUCAAUAUUCAACCAAAAGAGUAUUUAGGGUUUGUUUUUGUUUUUAUCAAUUAAUUAACGAUGCAAUAUAGGCGGACCCACUACCGUCUCGAUCCGGGUCCCGACCCGUUUCAGAGAAGUCGCCGUGAUCGAUUGGAUCGGUCGCCGGUGAAGCAGAGGAACUCGAGUCCUCUGAAGGUGGAUGAGGUGAGAAGGGUUGGUGGUAGCAACAAAAGGAGUGGUGGUGCUGAUGGAUUUGAAGGAAGAGAUUCCGAUUGGCAUUUGAAUGGUAGAAGAAGCGGUAGGGUUCAAUCUAGGUCCCCUCCUGCUGAUCAAGUGAGGAAAAUAUCACAUUUUGAUUAUGGGGUUGGCCAUAGAAGUUGUUCACCAUCACCGCCUUUUGGGUUGAGACCGAGAUAUGAGUAUUCAAAAACCAUGGAUUAUGGUGUUGAUGACGAAAACUUGGAUGCUAAGCGUGUUUAUCUCAAUAGAGAGAAGGACUUGAUUGAAACCAGAUUAGGUGGUGGACAGAGUAUUGUGGAUCAAAGGUUUUUGAGAAGUGAAAAUGAAGUAGGAGGUUCAUAUAGAUCUAUUCCAGAUAUCGGUGUAAGUGUAACAUCACGGUAUGAGGAAGACUGUGGACACUUGCCUCUGCCGUCAAGGAGUUUGCCGACAGGGAGAUUUGAGCAUGAAAGGCUACAGCACCGAGAGCAUUUGCCUGUGGAUAAGAUACCCACCACAGAAUCACACAGUGGGGCUGAUAAAACUAUGUUUCAUGCAAGGGAUAGGGAUGUUUCCUAUUCCAAUGUAUCUCCCUCAUAUGCGAAGGAUUUUCCAGGCAAUUCUCACUUGAGGGAUUAUGGAAGCUCCUCCAUAGAAAUGAGGAGGAGCGAUUUUCUAUGCUCACAUGGUGAUGGUGUCUGUUCACUUUCUUAUGAUCAGCCAAGGAAUAGUGGGAAACUCGGAGAAGGUGUAGGGUUUAGUGGACAUGGACAAAGGUCACGUAUAGAUACUACUAGAGGUCCCAAAAUUGGGCAAAGGAAUAAUAUGGACGACCAUCAAUGUGAAUUUAGUCCUACAAGAACCGAGCAUGCGGAUUAUUUUAAUUCCAGAUUACAUACAAGAGCAGCACAAGAUGAGUAUUUAUAUGAGUAUGAUGAUGUACCUAGAAGGGUAGCUCCUCAUGGUCGAUUGGAUUAUGAGCAAGCUGCAAUGGAAUAUGAUAACAGGGAGUUGUCCAGACAUUAUAUCUCACACCCAGAUUUAGAUAGAACUGGUAAGAGUGAAGAUUAUUAUGCAAAUCCAAGAAGGGGUGGUAUGCAUGAGCAUGACCACCCUGCAUUGCAGAAUCCGAAAUAUGUAGACUAUCACAAUAUGAGAAGAACAUCAAUAGCAUCGAAGCAGAGUGAUGCAUAUGUACGUUCUGGAUAUAAUCAUGUUGAAAUUGGGAAAAGAAUGCCAAAUGAUUAUGAAGUUUCAUAUCUGGAUGCACCUGAGGUUGAUCAAAUAUCAAGUUUAAGAGCAGAGUAUGAAUCUCGAAGCGAUGGGUUUCUAGGGCUUAAGCAAGAAAGGUUUCAGAGUUCACCUCUGUCUAAGCAUAAUUCAGAAACCUACAGACAAACUGUCAGAGUGCAGGAAAUGAAUCAGGAUUUUGGCAUUCAUAACCAUUCAGAUAGACUUAUGAAAAGGAAAUACAAUGCCAAUGAAGAAAUAGAUGUGCAUGAUUUGAAAUCAAGACCAAUGAAAUCAAGUAAGUGGGUUGCAACUGAAAAAUAUCAAGGUUAUUAUGAAAGUGAAGAGUCGGUAGAUGUUGAAGAUAUGAAUAUGAUGUAUUCAUAUAAUAAUGUUGGAUCCAAACAUAAGAUAUACAGGAAGGAUAAGAAUGAAUACAAUGAGUUGGAGAAUGAAGAAGGUUUUACUUCUGAUAAGAGGAUAUCACCUCAAGAUUCUAUGGGACAUGUACAAAGACGGUCAUUUCGAUUUCAGAAGUAUUCCAAUCAAAAUAUAAGGCAUCAUUCAAAGUCCAGUUCAUCAAACUGGUAUAAAUCUCAGCAUUUUCCUAGAAGAAAUGCUAUACAAAAACAACCUAAAGGUUGGAAAAAGUAUCAUGCAUAUGAUGAGAACAAGCAUACAACUAAUGAUGAAUCAUAUGAAGAUUUGGCAAAUGGUGCAGUACCUGAGCCAACUGAGGGCUCUGAGGAGUUUAUACAAAUGGUACAUGAGAAUUUCUUAAUGUACACCAAACAAUUGAAUCUGAACUUAUCUGUCCAAAGAAGGUACCGGAACCAAGGAAAAGCUGGUUGUUUGUACUGCAUUGUAUGUGGUAGAAGUUCCUCAAAGGAAUUCACGGACACUCAACGCUUAGUAACUCAUGCUUUUAUGUCCCAUAAGGCUGGGCUGAGAGCUAAACACUUGGGUCUUCAUAAAGCAAUAUGUGUUCUGAUGGGAUGGGAUACUUCUGUUCCUCAGGAUACAGUAACUUGGAUUCCCCAGGUCUUGCCCCAUGCUGAAGCUUUAGUUCAAAAGGAGGAUUUGAUUCUUUGGCCGCCAAUUAUUAUCAUCCAUAAUAUUUCAAUGUCCGAUGACAAUCCUCAAAACUGGAAGGUUGUAAGCAUGGAAACAAUUGAGGCAUUCAUAAGAGGUAAAGGUUUUGUGAGGGGAAGAAUCAAAUUAUGCUUAGGGAAACCUGCAGAUCAAAGUACUAUUCUAGUGAAGUUCUUGGGCACGUUUGUUGGGCUGGGAGAUGCAGAGAUGAUUCAUAAAUAUCUUUCUGAUAGCAACCGGGGGAGAGCUGAUUAUGAGAAGGUUAAAUCUGAAGGUAUCAAAAGCUGUAACAUCAAAGAGACAGAUCAGGUAGACAAAGUGGAGAGUAUUCUUUAUGGUUAUGUGGCAAUUGCGGAGGACUUGGAGAAACUAGAUUUCAAUAGCAAGAAUUGGAGUUCGAUAAAGAGCAGGAAGGAGAUUGACGACCUGGAUAAGGCUCCUGUUAAAAGCGAGGAGAGGCGGUGAUUAUAAUAUAACUUAAGGCUCUUUCAGUAAUUUAAUGGUGCCUGGUGCUAAAAUUUAAGUGUCCUAAUUGUAUAAUUUGUCUUUUUCCCAUGCUUAAGUUAGUAGUUCUUGUAUAUACACAGGCAGGAUCUGCAAUUUCAGACAAGAGUCCUUUGUAAGAGUUCUUUCUGUUUGUGAACUUUUAAGUUUUAACUUAUUUGACUGAAAAACAAAUGACUAUCAGGAUGAAUGUAUCCAAUGUUUUUAAAAUGCUAAUUCAUUUAACUAGAAA
Cicer arietinum (chickpea) is the source of this 3577-nucleotide messenger RNA. RefSeq lists its product as uncharacterized. Gene Ontology annotation, biological process: regulatory ncRNA-mediated gene silencing. NCBI's taxonomy places the organism in Eukaryota, Viridiplantae, Streptophyta, Magnoliopsida, Fabales, Fabaceae. The record is from RefSeq and is a predicted model, not a curated record.